AUGGCGUCCACCGAGGAGAAACUCGUCUGCUCCAACUGCCACAACGCCAGCGAGGAUCCGCUGAAGGUGAAAUGUGAACACAACUUCUGCUGGGUCUGCAUUGACUGCGUGGUGGACACCCAGAAAGGCUCCGGAGGGUUCAAGUGCCUGGAGUGCCAGGGGGAGAGUCAUCAGCACCCAUUAAUGCAAAGGGCUGUGAGCCUCCUGAGCAGGUCGGAGUUCCUCCAGAGUUCUCCCACCGAGCGGAGCGGGAUCUUCUGCACUUACUGCGUCACCAGUCAGGUCCCGGCGGUGAAGUCUUGCCUGAUGUGCGAAGCGUCUCUGUGUGACGUCCACUUACAAGUCCACAGCAAGUCAGCCGAACACGUCCUUCUUGAGCCCACCACUCACCUAGCCAACCGGAAAUGCUCCACCCACAAGAAGAUCCUGGAGUAUUACUGCACAGAGGACGAAACUUGUAUCUGCGUGUCCUGCCUGCUGUUCGGGCCCCACCAGGGGCACCGCGUGGAAACCCUGGACAUGGUCUCCGACAAGAAGAAGGAGCGCCUGAGAUAUUCUCUGAAAAGCUUGACCUCCAAGAGGGAGGAGACGGAGAAAAGAGUGAAGAGCGGGCAGGAGCGCAAGAAAGAGUCCCAGGAGAAAGCGGCCUCCAUGACGGACAGGGUCAGCUCCCUCUUCAGAGACAUCCGCAGACAGCUGGACACCCUAGAGAAGAGAGUCCAUGCCGAGAUUUCCAGGCAGGAGGAUCAGGUGUCUCUCUCCGUCUCCAGUCUGGUCCAACAGAUGGAAGUGAAGAACCAGGAGCUGUCCAGGAAGAUCCAACACCUGGAAGAGCUGUGUGACAUGGCGGACUCCUUCAUGGUCAUCCAAGAAGAGGAAUCGGAAAGCGAGGCCUUCCAGAACUCGGAGGAAGGAGAGAAUGACAGCAGAGAGAGAUAUUAUAAAGAGAUCUGGAAGAGAGGCCUAGAUGAGGGCUUGAUCUCGGUCAGCGUACACACGGGCCUGUCCGGUAUAGUCAGCAACGUCAGGAAGAGGCUCAAUCUACAAGGGGCCACCGACAUAUUACUGGACAUGAACAGUGCCGGGAACGACGUCCACGUUUCCGGGGACCUGAAAACUGCCACCUGGUCACACAUCAACCAGGACCGCGCCGAUCUGGCGGGGAGGUUCCAGUACGAUCAAGUCCUGAGCACCAAAAACUUCUCCUCCGGGCGACAUUACUGGGAGGUGGAGACCAGCGAUUCUGGGGUGUGGUUCUUAGGGGUGAGUUACCCUACUAUCAACAGGAAGGGGCGCCAGUCAUGGAUCGGGGACAAUGACAAGUCUUGGUGUCUGCGCAGGUACGAUAACGUCCAAUAUUCCGUCAUACACGACGGGAAGUGGAUCCAGUUACCCCACACUGUCUCCUGCCAGUUGCUGGGGAUCUACAUGGAUUAUGAGGCCGGGCAACUGUCCUUCUACGAGCUCUGCGACCCGAUCCGACACCUCCACACCUUCUCCGCCACCUUCAUCGAGCCCCUCCAUGCUGCAUUCAGUGUCUACAAGUCCUGGGUACGGAUCAGAAGCUAG
Molecule: messenger RNA, 1569 nt
Organism: Rana temporaria (common frog)
Lineage: Eukaryota; Metazoa; Chordata; Amphibia; Anura; Ranidae
Product: E3 ubiquitin/ISG15 ligase TRIM25-like
Exons: 1
Coding region: 1-1569 (522 amino acids)
Molecular function (GO): zinc ion binding; protein binding
Source: RefSeq, a predicted model, not a curated record